AAGCAGAUUUUGAGCUCCAAGUGUCCAGGGCAUUGCAAAGCGCCUGCCACCUAUACGCUUAUUUUGAGGUCGACAGGGCACUCAGACCGGUAGACUCUCCACGACUGCGCGCGCGCUAGCCAUUUGCCGCAUCGUACAUCGCAUACGCCGCUAGGCCACCAGGAGGCUCACCGAGCACAACUCAGCAGCGACGCCCUUACGCGUCGUCGACGCGCGCGCGAAGCUCGCAGUUAGCACUCGUAAGGCCACUGCAGACAAGAAAGACAAUGUUUCACGCGCCGCGCCCACACUAUCAUCAUCGCCGCCGAGGCCGCAACGACCAGGGCGCCAACAUCAGCCCCAUGGUCAUCAUGCUCUGCAUGAAGGUCUGGCAGGCGUACCAAGACUCACCCGUGAAGCCGCCGGUCAAAAGCAGUGUCCAGGAUCUUUCCGCGGCGAUGGCGUGCUGGUGGGCUAGAGGUACUCUCGAGAGCAACGGGUCGCAACGCCGUCGACGCGCGCAGGUCACGUUCGCCCUCGCGGCCUACAACAUAGCCGCCCACGUCUACCCCGCAAUCGCCAUGCCGUUCUCAUUAGGACAGGUGUGCUUUUCAACCGGCGCGUUCUGGGCCGCGUGGUGCGCGCGGGACUUGGUCGAGGUCGCGGUGCGGACCUUUGGGUCCGUCUUCACGCACGCCGACGACAUGCACUUGUACUGGAACAUGGGCUCCUUGUUGGUGAAGGGCGUCUUGCUCGAGGACCGGCUCGGGUCGGAAGCUUUGGCUGUGUUCGUGGCGUUCUCGAUCGUCGCGUCGUCAGGCAUUCAGCUCGUGGUCGCCCCCUUCCUGGCACGGGCUUUUGGCUACGACUGUGGUUGUGCCGUAGGCUUCUCCGGCGUCCUAUUCGCGAUGAAGGUCGUGUUGAACUACGGCGACCACGCGGCCGGCUCGGACGCCACGUCGAGCGUAUGGGGCGUCCGCGUCGCGUCGCGCCACGCGCACUGGCUGGAAAUACUCGUGAGUGGCUACCUGUCGCCGCGCUCGUCCUUGGUCGGCCAUGCAUGCGGGGCUCUCGCCGGCAUGUGCUGGCUCCAGCUACCGCUCUUGCACGCGCUCAUCAAUACCUUCAAGGCGCCGGCGCCUGCGCGCAACCGCUUCACGGACGGGCGGGGCACCGCCGGCGCGCCGAGACGCCCCGCGCCGCCGCCCGCCGAAGACCAGCCCAUCCCGCCGGCCAACCGGGACGCGGACGAGGUCCGCCGCCGCCGGGUCGCGCGCUUCGGGUGACUCUCUUGUCCUUUCCCCCUCCUGUUGUCGUUCUAAGAUGAUGUUCCCCUG
Messenger RNA from Pelagomonas calceolata, 1316 nucleotides. The record is from the annotation of a GenBank genome assembly. NCBI's taxonomy places the organism in Eukaryota, Pelagophyceae, Pelagomonadales, Pelagomonadaceae.